Messenger RNA from Amoebophrya sp. A25, 1530 nucleotides. Lineage: Eukaryota; Dinophyceae; Syndiniales; Amoebophryaceae. The record is from the annotation of a GenBank genome assembly.
AGCAGCAGUACUACGUCUACGAUCUACGGGGAUAGAAGUUUUCCAUAACUUCUAGCGACCACGAAAGUUUAAGUUAGAUUGUGAAUUCGAAUGAAUUUUUGAAGUUUCUUCAUCAGCAAGGAAAACAUCAACAUGGCAUCCUCAGCGACUCUCUCAACUGGUGCCGCCGCAGGCUCCCAUAUGCCAGUCAAAAAGCGAAAGACCCGAUCCAAGCAAAAAAAUCUACGAAAAGACACGCGGUCAGAGGAGAUCAAGCGGGGUCUUUUCGGCGAUGCUAGUGAGAUGACUGCAGCUUCUGGAGAUAAAGCUGCAUUUGAGAUGCACAAAGCGAAUCGAGACAGAUGUUACAACUGCGGCAAAUUCGGCCACUGGGGUAAGGACUGUCCUGAGCCAAGGAGAGCGAAGAAGGAGGCAGAGACAACCUCGUCAGUAGCGACGACUUCGGAAAAGCCCGAUAAUCAAAAGGAACAAAAAGAAGAUGCAUCAAACGCGGCGUCUUCAUCGAAUGUAGAAGAAACAAGUGUGGCCUUACUUUCUGCUGGUGAAGCAGUAACAUUUACACCUGCAGCUGCAGAUGCAGUUUCAGAGAAGAAGCCUGAGAAGGCGGCAGUGGCAGUGGCACCGGAGAAAACAAAGAAGCGGAAGAAGAAAGCAGCACCCUCAGAAGAGGAAGCAGCGAAGGCCCAGCCUACGGUAGUAGAAUCAGAGGCAAAGGAAGCAGCCGCUUCUAAAGCUGGUGAAGCCUCAGCGACUGCCGAUGCAUCAAGUGCUGAGGGAGUGACCACAAAGAAGCGUCGCAACCGCCGACCCCUGAAGAAAAGAAAAACAGACGCUGAUGGCAGCGCAGGUCCAAAGCACACAGUGUUCGUAGGUCAACUGCCAAAAGGGGAACAAGAUUCUGAAACGCUAAAGAAGGACUUGAUAGCACACUUCGCUACCUGGGAGUGUACGGCGCCAGUGAAAAUCGACUAUCUAUCGAAGUCUGGCGUCGCCUUCUGCGAUUUCGAGAAUGCGGAGGACAAAGAGUCCGCUUUGAAGUGGAUCUAUCGUUCAUCGUUUAGGGGAAAGAGGCUGUUGUUGGAGGAUAAGAACAACGCAGGAUCAAGCACCUCUUCAUCAUCAUCAUCAGAUGGUCCAACUAAAACUACGACACCAUCAGAGGCUCAACAAUCGCAGCACAAAUCCAGAGUCGAACAGAUGCUUUCUCAGUUUGCGGAGCGAGCGCCAGGCUUGCUAGGAACAGUGGACGAGAGGACAAAGGAAUUCCUUUACAGUGUAUCGUUGGGGACUGUGGAAGCAACUCUAGCAGAUGCGUCGAAAGCAGCGAAAAAGUUGGAUAAAAAGUUGACAGAUCAAGAGCAGAAAAGCAAGUUUUUGAUGGGAAUGAUCAAGAAGAGGCUCUAACUUGUCCAUGACUGCACAAACAAAAAAUUGUUUUGUACUGCAUUUGCUAUUUCGUCAAACAUAAAUCCCCUACAAGCUCCAUACUGCAUCAACCUGCGCAGCAGCAGCUCCAUUUUCAUACUCCGC